AUGAGUGUCACGAUAUUGGGUAUCGCAAAGUUUAUAUUUAACGUGAUUUUGUUCAUUUCUGGUUGUUUAGCCAUCGUGACUUCACAAUUCAUUGGGAAAUUGGUGACAUUUGGUAAUAAAGAAGUUUUGCAAGCAUGGCUGUCACAUACAAAGGAACAUUUUAUCGUGUUAUUAACCACAGUGGUAAAUAUUGCUUCAAAAUCUCCAAUAAAUAUAAGAAUUGUAACAGAUUCCAAAACUAUCCCAUCUUCAAGAUUUAAAAUAAAUCCAUCAAAUGGUAGAUUAGAAACUUCACAACCUUCAAACACAGUUUUGAUUGCAAAUCAUCAAAUUUAUACAGAUUGGGUCUUCCUUUGGUGGUUAACUUAUACAGCUAAAUUAAGUGGAUUUGUUUAUAUUGUAUUAAAAGCUUCAUUGAAAAAAUUACCAGUUUUAGGAUAUGGUAUGAAAAAUUAUGGUUUCAUCUUCCUUUCAAGAAAAUGGGAAACUGAUCAAAAAACAAUGGGGAAUCAAUUAGCUUCAAUUGAUGCAAAUGCAAGAGGUAAAGGUUCAGUAUCUGGUAAUGAACCUCACAAAAAUUCAGAAACUGGUAAAGAAACUUGGCCAGUUGGUGAAGAACAACAUCUUUCAUGGCCUUAUUCAUUAAUUAUUUUCCCAGAAGGUACAAAUAUGAGUGCAAAUACAAGAGGUAAAACUCAAAUUUAUGCUGAAAAAGUUGGAAGAAAACCUUUCAACCAUUUAUUAUUACCAAGAACUACAGGAUUAAGAUAUUCAUUAUUAAAACUUCGUGGUACUGUUGAUGAAGUUUAUGAUGUUACAUUAGCAUAUUCUGGUCUUAAAGCAUCUGAUUAUGGUCAAGAUAUUUAUAAAAUUGAAAAAGUUUUCCUACAAGGUAAAAAUCCUGAACGUGUUGAUUUUUUCAUAAGAAGUUUUAAAAUUAAUGAAAUACCCAUUGGUAAAGAAGAUGAAACUCCUGAAGAAUAUGCAAAAUCUCAAAAAAAUUUCGAAGAAUGGUUAUUUAAUGUAUGGGCUGAAAAGGAUGAAUUAAUGAAUAAUUAUUAUGAAUAUGGUUCAUUUUUAUCAGAAAAUGAUGAUCCAAAAAAUUUUGGUAUAUUGGAUACAACUUUAAAAGUUUCAAAAUUUGAUUUUUUAAAAAUUUUCACUGUCCCACUAUUAUUAAUCUUAUUAGGAAGAAUUUCAUAUCAAUUAUACUAUUUAUUUCAAUAA
Messenger RNA from Hansenula ciferrii, 1227 nucleotides. It is a transcript of the gene CST26, whose product is annotated as putative acyltransferase. The record is from RefSeq and is a predicted model, not a curated record. Bases 1 to 1227 code for a protein of 408 amino acids. Gene Ontology annotation, cellular component: endomembrane system. NCBI's taxonomy places the organism in Eukaryota, Fungi, Ascomycota, Saccharomycetes, Phaffomycetales, Wickerhamomycetaceae. The transcript has a single exon. Gene Ontology annotation, molecular function: acyltransferase activity.